AUGUCUCCCGUCAAGCCAUCCUGGAAGCAGCCGUCCCACCCCGAGAUCCAACAAGUCAUCGCCGGCAACGCCGAGGACUUCACGACAAAGAGCUUGUCCAAAGUCUCCGUGCCACCCUUUGGCCUAUUUGCCAAACUCGAGUUUCCGCCUUGCGAACUGGUCGCCGAGGCGACUUAUGCUACCGUCCAGAUGGACAAGGACAAGCAUCUGACUCUCAACAGCGACUUGCUCUACAUCAAUCACUCUUGUGAACCUUCUCUUCAUUUCGAUAUGAGAAACAUGAGAAUUGUGGCGGGACCAAAGGGCCUUCAGCCUGGAGAUGAGCUCACACCGUUCGAUUGUUUCUGCGGCAAGCCCACUUGCAAAAAGACCAUCACUGGCGCCAAGGAUAUGCCAUCUCAUUUGCUUGAUGGUCUGUGGCUCAACGACCACAUUCAUCAGCUUCUGGAGGAGCAGGCACUGCUUCGCGAGACUCAGCAGCAACAUGGACGAUUGCCUGAGAGUGCGGGACAUGGAUUGCUUCGUCGCGGGAUAACGUCUCGAGAAUUGAGCGGAGAAAUGAGCGGCGAUACUGUGGCAAAGGCUUGA
This is a messenger RNA of Trichoderma reesei QM6a, 588 nucleotides long. RefSeq lists its product as uncharacterized. Bases 1 to 588 code for a protein of 195 amino acids. The record is from RefSeq and is a predicted model, not a curated record. The transcript is spliced from 3 exons. NCBI's taxonomy places the organism in Eukaryota, Fungi, Ascomycota, Sordariomycetes, Hypocreales, Hypocreaceae.